Molecule: messenger RNA, 953 nt
Organism: Rhagoletis zephyria (snowberry fruit fly)
Lineage: Eukaryota; Metazoa; Arthropoda; Insecta; Diptera; Tephritidae
Product: protein cueball-like
Biological process (GO): canonical Wnt signaling pathway
Cellular component (GO): plasma membrane
Molecular function (GO): Wnt-protein binding; Wnt receptor activity
Source: RefSeq, a predicted model, not a curated record
AUUUUGCUGUCACCACCCAAUCAAAAAUAGUCUUUUACGAUGAACAUUGGAAGGAAGUUAUGUCAUCGGCUCAUCAAUUUGAACAUAUCGGUGCAAUCACAUUCGAUGAAGCCGAAGAGAAGAUAUAUUUCAGCGAUGAGUUACACCACAAUGGCAGCAUUUUCUCACUCAUGAUACCCAAAGACUACGAAGAUCCGCAUUUAAUUGAGAAAAUGGUACAGCGCACAAAGAAUGAAGCAGUUCGUUCGCUUGCAUACGAUCCACUCGAUCGUAAACUCUACUGGAGCGAUUUAUUGAAUAAGAAAAUCCUAAUGGUAUCUGUUGAUGCUAAUGAAACUACCACACCAAAUGUGUUUAUCGAUUUCACUAAGGAAGUAACACUGCCCGAUGGCAUUGCUAUAGACUUUUGCCGUCGUCAACUCUAUUGGACCAACUCAAAUUUUUCGAAUGCCAGUAUCGAGCGCAUCGGUUUAGAUGGCAGCGAUCGUACAGUUAUCGUGCGUGGUGAUAUGUUUGCACCACAUGGUAUUGUCGUGGAUCAAUUGACGGAUCGUAUUUAUUAUGUAGUCGCUCAGCGGGGCGUACAUUUUUCGGUGGAGAGUGCAAAUUUGGAUGGUACUGAUCGGACAGUUAUAAUGAAGGGACUCAAUAAUGAGCCAUUCAGUUUGGCUGUAACCAAAGAUGCAAUCUUUUGGACUGAUAACACAAACCGUGCCAUCUGGGGUCAUUCAAAAUUCGUCAAUGAUCCCGAAACGAUAACACCAGCGAAAGAAGAAGUAGAAGAUGGUGGCAAUGUAGCAAUGGAAGAAAAAACCGGCGCACGUAUGAUACUGCAGUUUGGAGUUAAACCACGUGGUAUAGUGGCGCGUGUUCAUUACCUUACCCACUCCGUUAAUGAUCAGCACUGUCACCAAGUGGUUGCCAGCAUUAAAAGACUCAUUUCGAAUUCAUAA